CACGCGGUGGUGCUUCCAGUUCAGUUCCACAUUCAACAGUGCAGUGCCCGCGCAUAGCAGGAUUUUGUAUCUUCUUCCCAGUUCCGCCACAUAUUUUCGAUCCACAAUAUGGUCGUUUGCCUGACAUGGGGUUGCCAGACGCCGAAUGCCCUGUGCGCUCCCUUGACACCAUUGACGCCUCCGACGCCAACCAGCUGUCCUCUCAGCACACCCAUCUGUUCCGUGGUACCCAUUCACCCGUGGAAACAGUCUUAUGGCAUGGAGCAAGUGUGGCAAGCAGAGUUCCAGAAGCUGUUCCGACAAUACCUGCCGCAGUCUUGGUAUCUCCUCCCAGUUAUGCAGAGACCAUUGGGGAACUCCUGGCAGACUUUCGUCGAUUCCGCAAAAGUCCGCUUCUGUUGUGAGGAGUGUGGUCAUGGUUGGACGUCCAUGAAAGGACGUAUCUCCUUCUGGUUCCUGCUUACCACCUCGGGGGAAGGUCUAGUGACAUUCAAACUAUAUGGCCAGCAAUGCGACAAGUGCAAGGGAGGCAAAUACGAGCCAGCAAUGUGGUACCCAGAAGAAGUUGUUAAGGUACUAGUGAACAUCUACAACAGAGUGGGCCAAGUGUACUACGGCUUCUACCAGCCCCCCAUCCACAAGAACAGGCGUCCGGGCAAACCUCGUAACCCUCACAACGCAGACCUGUGUCAGGCUUGCAGAGAUGGAGUCUGCUCGGAGAGGAGGUGAUCGACGGCACAGCCAUAACGUACGACGUCCACCUCACAUCCGAAACUGAUGCCAUUACCGGUAUUUAUAUACGUAAUGUUGUACGAACCAAAGUGAAUGUGAUAGCAAUGUCGGCAGUGCAAUAUUAGUUGGCAGUGCAAACAUAGCGAGCCCCUAUACUGUUAUUUGUCAAAUGUCCCUUUUUUUUUUUUUCUUUUUAAGUUUGUCAUUUUAGUGUCCCCCCCAAAUGGGACAUUCCAUAAAACACACCAGGAAGUGGAAUGUCCAAUUUUUUUUGGGGGGGGGGUGAAUCAUCAUGUUCCCAUUUUUGGGAAUGUGGCAUUCCCAAACAUGAACAGACACACGUGCAUGUCAUUUUAAAUGAUGUAUAUAAAUUAAGAGAGUAUUGAGUGUGAGAAGUUGACCAAUUGCAUGUCAGGGUACAAAAAAAAAAAAAAGGAAAAAAUAUAUUUUCUCCAAAUUGGUCACUCAUGAGAGAUCCACCUGUUUUUAGCGAAAAGUUUUGGAAAAAAAAAGAAAACGAAAGUGUGUCGUGCCUUGUACAGAUCUGAUGCAGAGUUUGCUUCUUUGAAAUAUUUUGAGCAACAACCUUUUUUGAACAAUUGUACAAGAAAAUGUUGUGUAUAACUUACACGUUAUAUCGCUAAAUAAAGUUCUACCGUUAAAAUA
Ornithodoros turicata is the source of this 1398-nucleotide messenger RNA. Its product is annotated as receptor-transporting protein 3-like. Gene Ontology annotation, molecular function: olfactory receptor binding. Gene Ontology annotation, biological process: protein targeting to membrane; protein insertion into membrane. The coding region runs from base 109 to 729 and encodes 206 amino acids. The transcript is spliced from 5 exons. NCBI's taxonomy places the organism in Eukaryota, Metazoa, Arthropoda, Arachnida, Ixodida, Argasidae. The record is from RefSeq and is a predicted model, not a curated record.